Messenger RNA from Symbiodinium pilosum, 429 nucleotides. Lineage: Eukaryota; Dinophyceae; Suessiales; Symbiodiniaceae. The record is from the annotation of a GenBank genome assembly.
AUGCUGGGAGAGCAGAGCCACAGCUUCAACUUGGACCUGUUUGGAGUCGGCCUCAUCCUCUUCAGGCUCCUCGCUGGGUAUGCGCCAUUUGAGCCGCCUUCUCGCUUCACCCAGCCAGAGUUUGACGAGAGGUACUGGUGCCACGUCAGUGGUCCGUGCAGAGAACUGGUGGCACAGCUGCUGUCGCUGCAGCCAGCGAAGCGUGGCACGGCGGCCGAGUGCCUCCAGCACGCAUGGUUGGCAGGGCUUCAGCCACCGGAGCCUUCGCCUGAAAAGCUCCAAGAGCUCUCGACGUACGGCGCCCUUCCGGACACCACCGUCCUGUUCUGGCCUGUAAAUCAGAUCCCGUCGAAGGAGUGGCAGAAAAGUUAUGCCAACCUGGCGGACGCUGCUGGCGAGGACGAAGAGCUGUCACCGACAUCUGCUUAG